AUGCAGUUUACUACUCACAUACAUACAGUACACAACUCACAUACAGAACACUACUCACAGACGUACAGGACUCUACUCACAGAUAUACAACAUACAGGACUCUACUCACAGAUAUACAGUACACUACUCACAGACAUACAGGACACUACUUACAUACAGGAAAUACUCACAGACAUACAUUACACUACUCACACACAUACAGGACACUACUCACAAACAGUACACUACUCACAAGCAUACAGGACACUUCCCACAGGAAUACAGUACAUUACUCACACACAUACAGGAUACUACUCACACAAGCAUACAGGACACUACUCACAGACAUACAGUACACUACUCACAGACAUACAGCACACUACUCACAGACAUACAGUACACUACUCACAGACAUACAAGACCCUACUCACAAAUAUACAGUACACUACUCAGAGACAUAUUGGACACUACUCACAUACAGGACACUACUUACAGACAUACAGGACGUUACUCUCAGAUAUACAGUACACUACUCACAGACAUACAGGACACUUUUCACAAACAUACAGUACACUACUCACAUACAAUAAGACAGUACUCACAAACACACAGUACACUACUCACAUACAGGACACUACUCACAUACAGUACACUACUCACAAGCAUACAGGACACUUUUCACAAACAUACAGUACACUACUCACAUACAAUAAGACAGUACUCACAGACACACAGUACACUACUCACAUACAGGACACUACGCACAUACAGACACUACUCACAGACAUACAGGACACUACUCCCAUACAUAAAGGACACUACUCACAGACAUACAGUACACUACUCACAUACAGUGCACUACUCACAGACAUACAGGACACUACUCCCAUACAUAAAGGACACUACUCACAGACAUACAGUACACUACUCACAAGACAUACAGACGACCUCUCACAGACAUACAGUUCAGUACUCACAGACAUACAGGACACUACUCACAUACAGUACACUUCUCAGAGUCAUACAGGACACUACUCACAUACAGUACACUACUCACAGACAUACAGACGACCUCUCACAGACAUACAGUUCAGUACUCACAGACAUACAGGACACUACUCACAUACAGUACACUUCUCAGAGUCAUACAGGACACUACUCACAUACAGUGCACUACUCACAGACAUACAGGACACUACUCCCAUACAUAAAGGACACUACUCACAGACAUACAGUACACUACUCACAGACAUACAGACGACCUCUCACAGACAUACAGUUCAGUACUCACAGACAUACAGGACACUACUCACAUACAGUACACUUCUCAGAGACAUACAGGACACUACUCACAUACAGUACACUACUCACAGACAUAUUGGACACCACUCACAUACAGGACACUACUCUCAGACAUUUUAG
Molecule: messenger RNA, 1401 nt
Organism: Ruditapes philippinarum (Manila clam)
Lineage: Eukaryota; Metazoa; Mollusca; Bivalvia; Venerida; Veneridae
Product: mucin-3A-like
Exons: 3
Coding region: 1-1401 (466 amino acids)
Source: RefSeq, a predicted model, not a curated record